CUCGAACGGUAAAGGUUUCAGGUUUAUUACUUAUAUCGCCAUGCUCGUGUGUCCCUCUGCUCCAUCGCCAUGUCCGUCUACCCAUACAACCCAUACAAGUCCGAAGACACUUCUUCGCCUUCCUCGUCUAUUCCCGACUACCCAGACUCCGUCCAGCCCGUCUACUACCCCCAGGACAUCUAUCCGUACAACCCCGGCCCACUCUACCCGGAUCCAUCCACCCAGUCCCUGCAGUACCCAAAUGUCCACAAUGACUUUGUUCCCACAGUCCCCGCCGACCAAUACAGACAGCUGAGCACAGACAUCCUCAACCCCUUCCACCACUUCCACGAUCCCCAGGUCCUUUUCCCCACUCCAAGCGAACUUCUUGGUGGCAUCAGCUCUCACCAGCAUACCCAGUUGCAGCAGCAGCCCGACGACCACCUAGAGCACAAUGACUGGCCCGACCCUGCUAACGCGGCUGUUCGCCGUAAACGACAGGGUCCCGACCAGAGCGAGCGCAAGUCAGAGUCUCAGCGCAAGACCCGCCAACGUGCCAUGGCUGAGGAGCUUGGCUUCACUGCCACUGAUCCCGACACUAUCUCUUCUCAUGAUAAAAAGAGGCACUACCUCGAAUGUCUCGAACACUACGUCAUGUAUUUGCACGAACAGCUGAGGCUCGUUGGUACAGAGCCUUUCGCUUUCGAGCGCGUCUCUUCCUACCGCGGCCUAGGCAGCAGGUCCAUCAGGACUCUUCUCGUACACAUGCAAAACAACGUCAAAGCACUCCAUCUCCAGACCCUCGAUCAGGAACGCGUCUUUCUCGAUUUGAGCGGUCAGGUCAUUGCCUCCGGUCUGGCUGAACCGGACGGCAUACAGCCCGCUUGGGAGGGACACGCCCAGAGUAAUGACACCAUACCUGGACCUGAGACGAUGCUCGGGCAUGGCGGGUUCCACUCGCAAGUCACCGGACAUGGUGAGCAGGGCGCGUAUACGCUUCAAGGACCCUCGAUGAAUGCACCGAUCGCUGCACCGGGAGCGUCUGGGUCGUACCUUCUUCCUUGAUCUAGGUUUUCUCGCAAGCGAGCGAGAACAUGGGGUUGACACAAGUGUGCCCAUGACACAUGGGCUUGUGCUGUAUUUCAUGUGUGUUUAUAAUUACAAGUUGCAUAUUUGGACAUCGUAGAUCUUGGCGAACAUAUUUCUGAUUGGUGGGACCGUGCUGCAUGUAUCACGAUCUCAUGUU
Serpula lacrymans var. lacrymans S7.9 is the source of this 1225-nucleotide messenger RNA. RefSeq lists its product as uncharacterized. The transcript has 5 exons. NCBI's taxonomy places the organism in Eukaryota, Fungi, Basidiomycota, Agaricomycetes, Boletales, Serpulaceae. The record is from RefSeq and is a predicted model, not a curated record. Bases 70 to 1044 code for a protein of 324 amino acids.